CCAUUCAGGACAAUUUUGUGAACAUGCAAAAGGAAAACUUGAAGAAAUUGUUAUAGAAGCCAUUAAGAAAAAGUUUUUGGUUUACGGAUUGUCUGAACACUGUCCUAGAUAUAGAGUACAAGAUUUAUAUCCAGAAGAGUCACAUCUUCAACCAUCAGACCUUUCCAAAACCUUUUCCGAAUUCGUAAUAGAAGCACGUCGACUUCAAGAAAAAUAUAAAUCACAAAUAACUUUAUUAGUUGGUUUAGAAACGGAAAAUAUAACAAGUUCAUCGACAACCGAAAUUAAAAACUUAAUUUCCCAACAUGAUCUUGAUUAUUUAGUUGGAUCAAUUCACCAUGUUCACGAAACACCAAUUGAUCUUGAUUUAGAAACUUUUGAAAUUGCGCUUUCAAAAUCAGCUUCAUCAAAUAAUCUUAUUGAAAGUAAUGUUGUUAAUUCACUCGAAGAAAACUUAUUUGCAUCAUAUUUUGAUAGUCAAUACCAAUUAUUAAAAGAUCUUAAACCAAUGGUUGUUGGGCAUUUUGAUGUUAUUCGUAUAUUUAGGCCAAACUUUGAAUUAACAGAUUUUUUGAUUAAGAAAAUUGAGAGAAAUAUAGAGUUGGUUGUAGAGUAUGGAGGAUUGUUUGAAAUUAAUUCAGCAGGAUUUAAAAAGUUACAAUGUGCUUAUCCUCAGAGAGAUAUUUUUAAGUUGAUAAUAGAAAAAGGCGGAAAAUUGACAAUUUCUGAUGAUUGUCAUAGUCCCCAAUCUGUUGGUAUGAAUUACCAUAAACUUUACGAUUAUUUAAAAGAAUUCAAUAUCAAUGACUUAUAUUAUUUGGACAUUGAUCUUGAGAAACCAAAACAGGAUAGAAAGGUUGUUGUAAAGGUUAUGAAAAAUGUAUUAGAUCAUGAUUUUUGGAAUGGGGAGUUGUAA
This is a messenger RNA of Racocetra persica, 916 nucleotides long. The record is from the annotation of a GenBank genome assembly. NCBI's taxonomy places the organism in Eukaryota, Fungi, Glomeromycota, Glomeromycetes, Diversisporales, Gigasporaceae.